Molecule: messenger RNA, 3599 nt
Organism: Schistosoma guineensis
Lineage: Eukaryota; Metazoa; Platyhelminthes; Trematoda; Strigeidida; Schistosomatidae
Source: the annotation of a GenBank genome assembly
GACCUUCAGCCAGCGGGCUUAUUCAUGGAUAGUCGGUACCAUGAUUCAUGGACGAACCAAUGGAAUUAAGUAUAGCGUGUCUUGGACUUAGGCGCGAAUUUUGGUCAACUGUAUAAUUAAAUAAAAUUUUGAAACUAUAGCUGAUGUCAGUUCUUGAUGAAAAUUUUCAGUUUCAUUCAUAACUUUGAAUUAUGGUCCUGUUUCUUCAUAAUCUAGUUUCUCAUAAUAAUAUGUGACCCUCUUUCGAUCCUCAUAAGUAUGCUUAUUUUCUCAAGGUCACUAGCGUCCUUAAAAGGUUUAUAAAUUGCAGUCCCAUUCUUAGUGUGACAAAGAAUGGAGAAUCCUCACCAUUUUUUCACGGUAGGCGUCAAAGUCGACUUUUGGCGCGCUCCCACUCCUUGGUUUGCUUGGGUUUUUAGUCAAUGAACUGACACUGUUUAGUUGCUAUUGAUAGACAGCUUCUUAGUGAAUAGCGAACGUACGUAUGCAUUACUAGGGUUUUCGUCAUGAACUAACAGCUAGUUUGGUUCGUCCAGAUACUUCAUAUUUAGCUUAUAAUGUACUGGCUUUCCAUGUAUAUAUAUAUAUACUCCUAGCACCACGAUAAUUUGAUAGGUUGUGUAUCUACGUUCAUUCGAGGUCUUUGUAGCGGUGAUAAUGACUUCCCUGGCUUUUUUAAAGCCCGUUUUCGCUGGUCCUAGUUUUAUAUUCUUGUAGUGAGUUUUAGAAACUUCGAACAUAAACUCCUUAGAGAGGUUGGAAAGUCCAGUAACCAACUCUUUGGAGACGCUUUAUAAUAUUAAGGUCUUUAGAGAUACAUUGGCUAGCUACUCGCCUGCAACACUUGUUGAUGUCACACAUAUUCGGGGCUUAAAGUUACGAAAUCGAAGUGACCUCAACAUUCAACUUCUUAGCUGCAGCAUAGUAGUGUAUAUUUGUUUCCAGGUCAUGCAUUAGUUAUUCACGAGUAUUACAGUUCGACAUCAUGAUAAUAAUUCACUAACGAUGAACUGCUGUUCGUUAUGCAUUACUGAAAUCUUGUUAUGAUUAUUUUAAUCUGUCAACUAUUGGUCUAUCCAUUCAUCUAAAUCACCUUAAAGCUCAAACUCACUUGGAUUGCCAUUUAUUUUAAAAAACCUUUACAUUACCUAAGAACACGAAUGUGCACCUUACGGUACAUCACAUUUCACAGACUUCCAUCCAAACUGCCCCGCCUACUUUUUUGUUUGUUGACCACUUAAAUUUCACUAUGCCUGUGGAAUGUCUUUUAUAUCGAAGCAAAAGUGUUUGGGUAUAAUUUUAGUGAUGCUAUGCAGGUAGUCAGAACUUUAGUGUACAUUUUGAUAAAAUAAUUCAGUAAGCUCUUCGCUUUUGGCUUGGCCUGACGAAAUUAUAUACUUCAUGUUUUUCCAGUUAAUUUACGUUUAUUUUGGAAUUGGAGCUGUUAAUAUGUACCUUCAUGUUUUCAAACACCUGAAAGAUAGUUUAAAUUCUCUUGCUUUUCAGAUAUCGUAUCACUAUGUCAUUCUUAGCAACUGGAUCGCUCAUAGUUUUCGGACUGUUUUUUAUAUUUAAAGGCUUGCGCAGGCACUUUCGUUUCGAAAUCGAUAAAAGCUCAGGACACUAUGGGGGCGAGCUGGUUGCAGAUGUCCUGAAGGCGCAUAAUGUACCAUUUAUUUUUACGCUUACUGGAGGCCACAUAUCACCGAUAUUGGUUGCUUCAGAAAAAGAAAAUAUACGUGUGAUAGAUGUAAGAAACGAAGCUUCUGCUGUCUUUGCUGCUGAUGCUGUUUCAAGACUUUCUGGUUCCGUUGGUGUAGCUGUUGUUACAGCAGGUCCUGGUCUUACUAAUACGGUGACAGCAGUGAAGAAUGCUCAGAUGGCUGAAUCUCCUGUAGUCCUUCUAGCUGGAGCUGCUUCUGGACUUUUACGUGGUCGUGGAUCACUUCAAGAUAUCGACCAGCUUGCUGUGUUCCGCCCAAUUUGUAAAUGGUGCAGACGUAUAGAUUACGUCAGAGAGAUUAUCCCUGUUCUUUGUGAAGCAUUCUAUAUUGCACAAUCGGAUACUCCCGGACCAGUUUUAGUUGAGUUUCCGAUCGAUCUGUUAUAUCCAUAUAAAUUGGUUGAACAGCAUACUAAAUUGUCUGACAAAACAAAUUCUUUAAGGCAGAAAAUUGUAAAUUGGUAUCUACGUUUCUAUCUUUUCAAUUUAUUCGCCAAUGGUUUCUCAUCGAAAUCACAUCCAUCCAAAACAAACGGUUUAGAUGGGAUUGUUGUCAAAUCACCGAAAAUUCCGCUUCCAUCUAAAAGACAAGUAAAGAAAUUAGCUCAGCUGAUAAAACUUUCUGAAAAGCCAAUCUUACUUAUCAGUAGUCAAGCUGUUUUACCUCCGAUUUCAGCUGAAGAGACAGCUGUUCAUGUUCAAACCUUGGGGAUACCUACUUACAUGUCAGGUAUGGCUCGUGGUCUUCUUGGUCGAGAUCACCAACUUGGAUUUCGUCAUGCCCGUCGUACUGCACUUCGUGAAGCUGAUCUAAUUAUUCUCGCAGGUGCCAUUUGUGAUUUUCGUUUAGAUUAUGGUCGUGUGUUAAAUCGAAAAGCGAAGAUUGUUGUAAUUAAUCGAAAUAAGAAGAACUUAUAUCUUAAUGCUGACUAUUUUUGGAGACCAUAUCUAACAAUUCAAGCUGAUGUUGGUACAACCCUAAGAGAUUUAUCACUUGAACUACAAAAUUCUACUAAUAAACUAAAUUGUUCCACUGAAUGGUUAAAUAUUUUAAAAUCACGUGAAAUAAAACAAGAUGAAGAGAUUAAACUAAGCUGUCAAGUAGAAGGUAUUGAGCAUAACAAUCCACUUUCCGUUCUCUGGAAGUUGGAACAUUAUGGUCUACCAACUGAUUCUUCCGAAGAUAGUAUUAUUAUUGCUGAUGGUGGAGAUUUUGUAGGAUCGGCAGCAUAUAUUGUACGUCCAAGAAAACCGUUAUCUUGGUUAGAUCCAGGACCAUUUGGGACGUUAGGUGUUGGUGGAGGAUUCGCAUUAGGUGCUAAACUAUGCCGCCCAAAUGCUACUGUCUGGGUUAUUUAUGGUGAUGGUUCAGCAGGAUAUAGUUUAGUUGAAUGGGAUUCUUUAGCACGUCAUCAUGCUCCUGCAAUUGCUGUUAUUGGUAAUGACGCUUGUUGGUCACAGAUUGCACGUGACCAAGUUACGUUUUUCCGAUCCAAAGUUGGAUGCCAGUUAAACUACACACCAUAUGAAGUAAUUGGAUCAGCUUACUGUAGAAGUGUUGCUCCUGUAUCAGAUAAUUUCAUAACUAAUAAUAGCAAUCCGGUUAAUGGUUUCUUAGUUGACAAACCUCAGUUGGAACAAAUAGUUCAUAUAUUUGAUGAGGCUAAACGACUUUCAAAUAAAGGGAUACCAUCUGUUGUAAAUUGUCUUAUCUCCGCAAGUAGCUUUCGAGAAGGCAGUUUGUCUGUUUAACACACUGUACCUAGUAUUUGUUUUUUGUAUAUGAAUUUUACGUUCAUUUCUGACCAUGUAAAUUUCGCCUUACUAUUAUAUCUAUUUACUAAUAUAUAUUUUUCAAUAAACAUAUAUCUUCACU